Molecule: messenger RNA, 1716 nt
Organism: Fusarium verticillioides 7600
Lineage: Eukaryota; Fungi; Ascomycota; Sordariomycetes; Hypocreales; Nectriaceae
Exons: 3
Coding region: 1-1716 (571 amino acids)
Biological process (GO): transmembrane transport
Molecular function (GO): transmembrane transporter activity
Source: RefSeq, a predicted model, not a curated record
AUGUUGCGAUAUCUACCAUUUGCGCCGUCGACGACGCCUCUCCAGGCACUGACGUACCUUCUCGGCAUAUCGCUCUUCUCGAUCUCCUUUCUUGUCUUCUUGAACAGCUCUGUUUCUUUUGUUAUCACCGACCUGAUUGGGCAGAAGGAGGGCGUUGGUGAUGUCGUGGGGACUCUGGGCUUCGUCGAUGAGCUCGUUGCGCUCGUUGCUUGUCCAGGAUGGGGUCUUGUGUCGGAUCGUCUGGGUGUUAGAUGGGUUGCUGUCAUUGGGUACGGGAUAAUCGGCGUCUCGCUGGCUCUGUUUGUGCAGGCCAAGACCGUAUAUCCCCAAUUGUUGCUGGCUCGCGUGUUAUUCGCAAUCGGCGCAUCUGCAGCGGCCACAAUGGUUACUGCGAUACUCCCAUCCUUGACGGACGAUAGCAACAACGAGGAGGAUGAAGCCCAAGCCAGAAUUAAAGCUCUCCACAAUGCGACAGCCCGAAGCAGCAUUGCCUUCUCUGUCGAAUCCGAAGCGACAAUCACCCAGGAACGAUACACGCAGUCUAUUUCUGAGCCAAGCACAACAGAUACCGCCGAUACUGCUGCAGGAAGGCCAUCCAAGCUAGCGGGAUUCGUUGGAUUGUUUACGGGAUGUGGUGCACUUGUCGCACUGACGCUGUUCCUCCCACUCCCAGCGCGAUUUGGCGAGAAUAAAGGCACUACCCCCGCUGAGGCGGUAUCGUAUAGCUUCUACGUUGUUGCGGGUGUCGCAUUGGCCGUGUCUAUUUUUGUUGCGAUCGGCCUGCGCAACAUCAAAGGUGAGGAGGGCAAGGGUUGGCGAAUGCUCUUGGGGCUGAAGAACGAUGACGAAUCGAGUGAUGGAAACGGUCGUGAGCGACGUCUUGCGCCGUAUCUCCACCUCAUGAAAGACUCAGUUUUCCUUGGCUUCGUUGAUUCACGAAUCGGACUUGGCUAUGUUGGCGGUUUUGUUGCCCGAGCUUCAAGCGUUGCUAUCUCACUCUUCAUCCCUCUUUACGUCAACACAUUCUACAUAAGCAACGGGUUCUGUAAAGGCUCACCUCACGAUUCGUCACCCGAACUCAAGGAGGAGUGCAGGGCUGCAUAUGUCCUGUCUUCUAUUCUUACUGGUGUGGCGCAACUCAUGGGCCUUAUUUGCGCUCCCAUCUUCGGAUACCUUGCCAGUCGAACUGGUCGCAUCAACUACCCCAUCGUCGUGUCUACCGUUUUUGGUAUCGUUGGCUACAUCGCCCUUCCACAGCUCUCCAGUCCUGAAAUCAAGGACGUAGAUGGCCGAGGCGGUAGUCCCGUAAUCUUCUUUAUUGUUUCACUCCUUGGUAUCAGCCAGAUCGGCGCUAUCGUUUGCAGUCUUGGUUCUCUCGGCCGUGGUGUUCUUGCAGUUGAGCUGCCUCGAACCGCCCGCCCAGAAAGCCUACUCCAGCCAGAAGAGUACGAAUCAGCCAACGACGAGAGCCGGCCUCUCAUUAGCAUUACGACAGACCAAGAGUCAGUCCCUCGCACCCGCCUCAAAGGCUCUAUUGCAGGCGUGUAUUCUUUGUAUGGCGGCUUUGCCAUCUUGCUGCUUACGAAGCUAGGGGGCUUCCUCUUUGACAAGCUCUCCAACGGGGCGCCUUUCUACAUGAUGGCCAUUUUUAACGCUGUUUUGCUGGCAUUCUCUCUUGGAAUGGAUGCUUCGCACACAUUUUCACAUCGGGUGUAA